GUCUCAGCAGAGCAAGAAGUUUAUUAAGAAACGUAUGCCUAAAGGUACCAUGAACUGUUACACGCUGAUGUUUGUUUUAAG
This is a messenger RNA of Gryllus bimaculatus (two-spotted cricket), 81 nucleotides long. NCBI's taxonomy places the organism in Eukaryota, Metazoa, Arthropoda, Insecta, Orthoptera, Gryllidae. The record is from the annotation of a GenBank genome assembly.